Gamsiella multidivaricata is the source of this 960-nucleotide messenger RNA. RefSeq lists its product as uncharacterized. The transcript has a single exon. The record is from RefSeq and is a predicted model, not a curated record. Bases 213 to 770 code for a protein of 185 amino acids. NCBI's taxonomy places the organism in Eukaryota, Fungi, Mortierellomycota, Mortierellomycetes, Mortierellales, Mortierellaceae.
AUAGCGCGCAAACACAGUGGACGAAUGCAGGCUGCACAUGCGAGUUGGUAGACCGGCUGACUGAGAAAUGCCGGUCGUGAUUGGUGUCCCACAGCAGCAGAGACAGCGCUUUCCCCCAUGCGCUGUUGCUGCUCUUCCAGCUGUUGGAAACGCUGAUAUUCCUGAUGGUGCUCCUGUGGGUGCCUUUGCUGAAGUCGUGAUUGUGGCCGCGAAUGCAAUCUUUGGUGAGCGUUCUGAAGAGCCCGUUCUGGCGGUGCCGUCCACUGAAGUGGUUGGGGCCCACGUGGGCGAUGCGAGGGCUGAUAGGAAGAUUGAUGUUGUUCAUUCUGGAGCCUACUGAAAACCGAAUGUUGCUGCUGCUGUGGCAGAGCCUGGUCCUGGCGGUAUCCUCUCGGCGCUGCAGAGUUUCCAUGGCGCGUUGCUUCCUCGGGCGACGUUACAUGGUCGUAUGGGGCUUGAUCAAAGGACCAGCUGCGAAUGGACGUAUUUGUUGUCCUAUCGGCAAGAUGAUCAUCUACGACCUCGCGACUGCUAUUGUCGUCGCCGCUCUCAUCCUCUCCUUGUUGGCUGACUUCACUUUGUACUCUGUUGACAUCCUCAUCUUCAUUUUCAAAGGAGAACUCAGCACCUUGUCUAAUCAAGGCAUAGCUGCCUUCCGAGCGCCUUUGUCGAAACUGUGCUCUUAUCUCGCCAGGAUGAUUGGUACGCGACACGGAGGGGGAGCGGUAAUCCUCAUAAGGUCUCAACGAGUGCUAGUAACGCAAGGAUAGAAUAUCGAUGGUCAUUACCAUACACAUGCUGUCGUGAUUGCAUGUUUGAGUGUCUUUCAUAAAGACACUCACCUGAGAUGGAGACCGUGUUGAGGACAGAGAAGUCUCGGGUGGAAAGCCUCCCAAGCGACUCAGGUUCUGAGAAACGUUCAACGACCUCCGCAGGCUGUGCGAGCCAUCCGAGAACCGU